This is a messenger RNA of Danio aesculapii, 3775 nucleotides long. It is a transcript of the gene erlin1, whose product is annotated as ER lipid raft associated 1. Bases 147 to 1175 code for a protein of 342 amino acids. Gene Ontology annotation, molecular function: cholesterol binding; ubiquitin protein ligase binding. NCBI's taxonomy places the organism in Eukaryota, Metazoa, Chordata, Actinopteri, Cypriniformes, Danionidae. Gene Ontology annotation, cellular component: endoplasmic reticulum; endoplasmic reticulum membrane. The transcript is spliced from 12 exons. The record is from RefSeq and is a predicted model, not a curated record. Gene Ontology annotation, biological process: SREBP signaling pathway.
UCUAGCAAAAGUGAAGGGACGGCGUUGUCCGUCAACUGAACGAAUGAUCUGUAAAUGCUUCCUGCGGCUUCUGCUAGCACCUCAUAUAUGUCGUUUAACUUGACAGAAGCUCGUUUUGCCACAAGGUGAGUGCAGGCUGAGGGAUAAUGGCACAUGUUGGGGCAGUUGUUGCUGCAAUGGCCGGUCUGAUGGCCAUUCUGCUUCAUUCUUCCAUACACAAGAUUGAGGAAGGACAUUUAGCUGUGUAUUACAGAGGAGGAGCUUUGUUGACCUCUCCAAAUGGCCCAGGUUACCAUAUAAUGCUGCCUUUCAUCACUUCAUAUAGAUCAGUGCAGACAACUCUGCAAACAGAUGAAAUAAAAAAUGUGCCUUGUGGAACCAGUGGGGGUGUAAUGAUCUAUUUUGACAGAAUUGAAGUGGUCAACAUGCUGGUUCCAACCGCAGUGGUGGAUAUAGUGAGGAAUUACACUGCAGAUUAUGACAAGACGCUAAUCUUCAACAAAAUCCACCAUGAGUUAAACCAGUUCUGCAGUGUGCACACACUACAGGAAGUCUACAUAGAGCUGUUCGACAUAAUUGAUGAGAACUUGAAGACUGCACUGCAGAAGGACUUGAACUGUAUGGCUCCUGGUCUCACCAUUCAGGCCGUGCGAGUCACUAAACCUAAAAUUCCAGAGACAAUCAGAAGAAACUAUGAGCUCAUGGAGGCAGAGAAGACCAGGCUUCUCAUCACCGUUCAGACACAGAAAGUGGUGGAAAAGGAGGCAGAAACAGAAAGAAAGAAGGCCAUCAUAGAGGCUCAGAAAGUGGCUCAGGUGGCAGAGAUUCAGUUCCAACAGAAAGUGAUGGAGAAGGAAACAGAAAAGAAGAUCUCAGAAAUUGAAGAUGCUGCUUUCCUGGCAAGAGAGAAGGCAAGAGCAGAUGCUGAAUAUUACACUGCUGCAAAAUUCGCUGAAGCCAACACGCUCAAGCUCACGCCGGAGUAUCUGGAGCUGAUGAAGUACCAGGCCAUAGCUGCCAACAGCAAGAUCUACUUCGGUCAGGACAUCCCAAAUAUGUUCGUAGACAGCAGUGCCUCCCGUCCAGCCGCAGGAGAAUCCGAGCAGCUGGAGUCCUUGAGCAUGAGAGAGAGUCUUAAGAAAGCGUCCAAGUCCAAAACCUCAGAAGGCCACUGAAGGGCCUGAGAUCUGUCCACCCCCUUCUCCCUCUCCCUCUCUCUCUCUCUCUCUCAUUCUCUGUCUCUUGUUUUGGGGCAGGAGUGCUUGUGAGGCAUGCUGACAUGGAUAUUUUCCCUCUUCUGCUGCAGUGGUGUUGGGUGCUUGGCUCGCUGAGGAGACUGACAUACAGAGCCUGUGGUUUUCCAGCAGUCAUUUGUGGGCUAAAUGGUAAAGUCCAGCAAUUGUGCUACUGAUUAUCGCCAGAUUCGAAACUAAAAUGUUCCUGUUUCACAUCAGCAUGCUUUCUUCCCCCCCUUUUUUUUUGUUGCUCAGCUUUCUCUUCUCUUUUACAGAUCCAUGCUAAUUAUUUAUUAGGCGCAGAUGCUUCUGCGUGAAGUAUGUGAACAUUUGGAGGAAUAUCUUUUGUGUUGUCUUUUAUGAAACUGGAAUUAUAAGGCAUCACACUAAUUGAGAUCAAAGGCAGUGAGUGGCUUAAACGGAUAGUUCACACAAAAUGACAAUUUACAAGUGGUUCAAAACACAAAAGACGACGUUUUGAAGAAAGCUGAAAACCUGUAACUAUUAACAUUCCAUAGUAGGAAAACAAACACUAUGGAAGUCGGUGGCUACCAUUGCCUACAAAUUUUUAAAACUCAAACAUGUUUGCGACAAGUGAUUGACGAUAGAGUUUUCAGUUUUGCGUGAACUAUCCCUUUAAUUAUCUACGAAAUGAUCAAAGUCAUUUUGUAGCUAAACUGUCAUCUCCUUUUUUUCAUAUGUUGUUGAAGGGAUGUUUCACUACACCUUUAUAUAGUCACCAUUUAUUCAUCCUCAUGUUGUUUCAGAAUCAGUGAUGCUUUCUUUUAUGAGACAUGAAAAGAUAAACUACAUUUUCAAUAUUUUUUUUUUUUGUCUGUACAGUGGAAACCAACAGUCUCCAAUGUUGUUCUUUGCUUGGACCACUUUGGUUUUAAUUGAACGGACAAAAAUAAUAUAUUUAAAAAAAAUUGUUUUUAAAAUAGGUUAAAUCCAGUCUGGAAUGACGUGAGGAUAAGUAAGCAAUGAUAAUAUUUAAUAUGAGGUGAAUAAUCCUUUCGCAAAAGUCCUCAUGUCCAUCAUCACUAACUUGAUUAGCACUAAAAUCUUAAUUUAGUUGAGCCGCGGCUGCAAAGAUCAGUGGCUUUUAUAUGUUAUUAAUUCUGAUUAUUAUAUGUUUGUAAGAAUGAUCUCUUUUUAAAAUCAUCCCUUGCUUGAUUUUGUUGAUCUUCAGGAUAAAGAAUUUGACACCAGAAUAUUUUGUUGUGAAUCGGAUUUCAUGUAAUGUCGGAAAUCGUGGGUUUUGGUAUAGUGUUGUGUAGCGUGUUCAUUUGUGGCGGCCCUGCGGAUGUUUCAAGUUGUUGGUUUCCUACCGAGCAGGGUUUCAUACAAUUUCAGAAGAUUUGAUUUCCAGGGCUUUGAAAAGCAACGAGAUUGGAUGGCUUUCGGAUGGUCGUGUAUAUAUAGUAAAGUGACUAACAAAUGCCUUUCUGACUUUAGUUGAGCUUGUUUAUUUGGUCAUUACUGGAAUGAGUUUAUUUCAAAGGGAAUUCAGUAACAAUAAGGGCUGCUGUAUUAAUAGGCACUGUAAAACAUUUAGCAUUAUGAUGAGUGAAUGUUUAUACUGAAAUGUGUCACCACUAGGGGAAGCCAGUGAUCUGUAGGAACCACAAGAGUAAGAGUUAAAUCACUUGACAGGGUUUAGCUUUCCUUGGAAGGUGUCAAAUCUGCAUAAGUUGCGUUCAUAUGCCAUUAAUAGCAAUGCUUUGCAGCAAAUCAUUUUUGAAUAGUGUCUGUUAGUACUAUCUCAGGAAAAGAGACCUGUGUGUUAACUUGAAUGGCCUGUUUUUUUCCUUUCUUUAGUAUAGAAAUCAAUAUAAACUGAGGUCUGAGUCAGGUUUGAGUUGAUUGUGUGAAUCUGUCACACGGCAUGUUGAUUUUUCAUCAUUUGCAUACUUAUCGAUUAAGAGACGAGUACUGGUUUAAUACAGUUAGUCCGAUUGUUGAUGCUACAUGCAGUUGCUUUUCCCAUUUCCCCUUUUAAAGGUAUGGUUCACCCAAAAAUGAAAAUUCUGUCAUUUACUUGUGCUCAUAAUUGAGUUUGUUUCUUCUGUUGAACACAAAUGAAGGUAUGCUGAAGAAUGUUGGAACAGCCAUUGAAUUCCAUAGUAGUGUUGUUGUUGUUGUUUUUACUAUGGAUGUCAGUGGCUGCUUUAUUUUCCAGCAUUCUUCAAAAUAUCUUGUUUUGUGUUCAACAGAAGACUUUUUUUAGUUUAGAACCAUUUGAAUGUGAGGAAAUGAUGAGGAGAUUAGUUUUUUGGGUGAACUGUCCCUUAAAUUUACUUCAUCCUUGGAUCCUUUAUAGUGUGAAUACGACUGUCUCAAAGCGAUGUGUUCCCUGUGGUUGUUAAAUGGAGAGAGGACAGACUUUGACUGCCCUGGAAUAAACCCACUCUGUGAAUGUCACUUUUUUAUGUCAGCGUAAUUUAAGCUCCUAAUUUUAAAACAUUUAUAUGCAAAAUUUAUAACAUUUUGACAAUGUUCAAUUCUGUGAAAUAAAACCUAUUUUGAUACCAUGAAAA